This is a messenger RNA of Mangifera indica (mango), 1759 nucleotides long. RefSeq names its product flavonoid 3',5'-hydroxylase 2-like. The transcript has 2 exons. The record is from RefSeq and is a predicted model, not a curated record. Gene Ontology annotation, molecular function: heme binding; oxidoreductase activity, acting on paired donors, with incorporation or reduction of molecular oxygen; monooxygenase activity. The coding region runs from base 90 to 1613 and encodes 507 amino acids. NCBI's taxonomy places the organism in Eukaryota, Viridiplantae, Streptophyta, Magnoliopsida, Sapindales, Anacardiaceae.
GGCUCCGCCAACGCCUUUUCCAUUUAUAUUAAUCAUUCAUUUAUGUUCCACUCCAGAUACGACUCUUUCAUAUCUCAUACUUCUUAGCAAUGGCGUUCCUCUUAAGGGAAAUCUUUGCGGCAACUCUUGUCUUCUUAAUUAGCCGCUAUUUGAUUCGUUCUAUCAUCAAACGAUCAUCCCCUCCGCUCCCUCCAGGCCCGCCAGGAUGGCCGUUGAUCGGCGCUCUUCCUCUCCUGGGAGCCAUGCCCCAUGUCACCCUUGCCAAAAUGGCCAAAAAAUACGGACCUGUCAUGUAUCUCAAAAUGGGAACACAAGACAUGGUGGUGGCGUCGACUCCGGACGCCGCUCGCGCAUUUCUGAAGACGCUAGACCUCAAUUUCUCUAACCGUCCUCCUAAUGCAGGCGCCACCAAUUUGGCGUAUGGUGCACAAGAUUUGGUUUUUGCGGACUAUGGAGCAAGGUGGAAGCUACUACGAAAGUUGAGUAAUUUGCAUAUGCUUGGAGGAAAAGCUCUUGAGAAUUGGGCGACCGUUCGCGACGCCGAGCUAGCUCACAUGGUUUGUGCCAUGUGCGAGACUAGCCGAAAAGGCCAGCCGGUGGUGGUGCCGGAAAUGUUAUCUUAUGCCAUGGCGAACAUGAUCGGCCAAGUUAUACUCAGCCGUCGAGUUUUCGUGACAAAAGGCUCGGAGUCUAACGAGUUCAAGGACAUGGUGGUGGAGCUGAUGACAUCUGCAGGAUUUUUCAAUAUCGGUGAUUUCAUCCCCUCAAUUGCUUGGAUGGACUUACAAGGGAUCGAGCGUGGAAUGAAGAAAUUACACAAAAAGUUCGAUGUUUUAAUAACAAAAAUGAUUGAGGAGCAUAUGGCGUCGAGCCAUCAACGCAAAGGAAAACCGGAUUUUCUCGAUGUUCUGCUGGCGAGUCUUGAGAACUCUGAUGACGAUCAAAGGCUUACAAUCACCAACAUUAAAGCUCUACUCUUGAACUUAUUUACUGCUGGCACCGACACUUCCUCAAGUAUUAUCGAAUGGGCGAUUGCAGAGAUGUUGAAGAACCCUAUCAUUCUGAAGCGAGCACAUGAGGAGAUGGAUCGAGUAAUUGGAAGAAACCGAAGGCUUCAAGAAUCAGACUUAUCAAAACUCCCGUACUUACAAGCCAUAUGCAAAGAAACAUUUCGAAAACACCCAUCUACACCUCUCAACCUGCCGCUGGUCUCAACCGAAGGAUGCGUUGUAAACGGCUACUACAUUCCUGCAAACACCAGACUCAGUGUAAACAUCUGGGCUAUAGGCCGUGACCCCAACGUGUGGGAGAAUCCAUUAGACUUUACACCGGAGAGAUUUUUCAGUGAGAAAUAUGCCAAGAUUGAACCACGGGGAAAUGAUUUUGAGCUGAUUCCAUUUGGGGCAGGAAGAAGAAUCUGCGCAGGAACUAGAAUGGGGAUUAAUUUAGUUGAAUAUAUUUUAGCAACUUUGGUGCAUUCGUUUGAGUGGAGAUUGCCAGAUGGAGUGGAGCUAAACAUGGAAGAAGCCUUUGGUCUUGCCCUGCAAAAGGCUGUGCCCCUUUCGGCUAUUGUUUCACCGCGGCUUGCUCCCAAUGGUUAUACUUAUGAGUAGUACGUUGAAUCUUAUCUAAAGACUUCGACAUAUCAUAUCACUCUUUAAUAUGUCUCAAUAAUGCCAGAAGAAUGAAUUGUUAUCCGGGGAGAAUGAAUGUAUGAAUGGCAGCGUACGCAAAAAUAAAUUGAGUUAGUUAUUGAUUA